AUGGUGGUGAGCAACCGUAUACAGCCACAGAGAAGCGACAUAAUCCACGCCGUAGUGACGUGGAAAGAGCAGCGUGACAUCACCAUGGCUCGCCGUUCGCAGUGCUCCGAUGCCGGAGACAACCCGCUGGACCCAAACUACCUCCCGCCUCACUACAGAGAGGACUACCGCUUGGCCAUAGACUCUCUGAUCGAGGAGGACUUGGAUGGAUACUUUAAAUUCCUCCAAGCCGCCGACGUGGUGGACUUCCUCGCCCCUUCGGAGGUCGACUACAUCCAACACUCUAUCCAACUCCCCAAGCAGAGCGCCAACCCAGAGCACAGGUACUUCGACCCGGCUGGGACAGAUGGCUCUUCGGACACGUACUGGCCCAUGCAUUCAGACUUGGACGCGCCUGGACUGGACCUGGGCUGGCCUCAGAUCGGCCCCCAUUUCAUCGGCCCCGCUGAGGUGACCACGUUGGUGAACCCGGCCGCCCCAGACAUGCCCAGUAUAAAGGAGCAGGCGAGGCGGCUCAUCAAGAACGCACAGAUGGUGAUCGCCGUGGUGAUGGACGUGUUCUCAGACGUGGACAUAUUCGCGGACAUCCUGAACGCCGCCACGAGGAACGUGGCGGUUUAUCUGCUGCUGGACGAGGCCAACAUCCAGGACUUUAUCCGCAUGGUCCACAACUGCAGAGUCAACCUGCAGGCCAUUCAGUAUUUGCGUGUGAGGACGGUGACGGGGAUCACGUAUCACUGUCGCACUGGGAAGAGCUUCAAAGGACGAAUGUUGGAUCGUUUCAUUCUCACCGACUGCAGAGCGGUGCUGAGCGGGAACUACAGUUUCAUGUGGUCGUACGAGAAGCUUCACCGCUGCAUGGCUCAUCUCUUUCUGGGACAACUUGUAUCAACGUUUGACGAGGAGUUCCGGAUCCUGUUCGCUCACAUCCAGGAUUACCUGAUGUCGAGCCACCUGGUCGGCCGUUGUUCAGAGGGCAGCCACACCUCCAUCCCGGACAUGAGCCAGAGUAUGGGAGCUAUGGACAUAUAG
Messenger RNA from Knipowitschia caucasica, 1032 nucleotides. The record is from the annotation of a GenBank genome assembly. Lineage: Eukaryota; Metazoa; Chordata; Actinopteri; Gobiiformes; Gobiidae.